UUCUCAAUUUUGCUAUAUAUACACACUCGACGCAUUUCAUGGCAUUGCAAUCCUUUAUCAUGCAGAGCCUAAAUCCACUGCAGAAUUCCCUGGAUAGGUUUCUUUCCGAUGGCUUCGGCAAUGGCUGCCCUGAUCUCUUGAGCACUCAAAACCCUGUUUCUGUCACUGAAAAUGGUGAGGAAACAUGUAUCACAAGGAAGAGAAAGCUUCAGAGCUCUCCCAAAUCAAAGGCAACAAGAAUAACAAGACCGACAGCGGUGUCGAAGGAGAACGAGAAGGCACCAAAGACUGAUUGCAUUCAUGUCAGAGCUCGCCGGGGACAAGCCACUGAUAGCCAUAGUUUGGCUGAAAGAGUGAGGAGGGCACGGAUCAGCCAGAGGAUGAAGUGCCUCCAGGAACUGGUGCCCGGAUGCAGUAAGGCCACCGGAAAGGCCGGCGUGCUUGACAAGAUCAUCGACUAUGUUCAGUCCCUCCAACGACAAGUCGAGUUCCUGUCGAUGAAGCUUGCUGCCGUGGAUCCUGCAGAAUCCAGAUCAAGUAGCAUGGGCGUGUUCAUGGCUUCCUCUGAUCCAGUAUCUAAUGGUUUGUAUGGGGUGGACUUCCAGCUGGGGAGAGGGCCAGCAGCCUUCUUCCCAUUUCAGACAUUAAUGCAAGAUGAGAUAAGAGAUGGAAAACAAGAAUUAUGUGUUGCAGGAAAUAUCUUGCCUGACAAUCUGAAGAUGGAGAUGUGAUUCCUGAGCAGAAAACCAGGAUUGCUUAAUUACUGAACGUAGUGGCUAGUAUGUAAUCAUGAAUCAAUCAUGUGUAUCGUAUAAUUCAACAUCCCUCGACAAGUGGAAAAGUUAAUCAUUUAUCUUUCUUUCUUUUUU
Zingiber officinale is the source of this 869-nucleotide messenger RNA. Its product is annotated as transcription factor bHLH63-like. Gene Ontology annotation, cellular component: nucleus. Gene Ontology annotation, biological process: regulation of DNA-templated transcription. Lineage: Eukaryota; Viridiplantae; Streptophyta; Magnoliopsida; Zingiberales; Zingiberaceae. The record is from RefSeq and is a predicted model, not a curated record. Gene Ontology annotation, molecular function: protein dimerization activity; DNA-binding transcription factor activity. The coding region runs from base 39 to 731 and encodes 230 amino acids. The transcript has 5 exons.